AUGUCGACCAUUUUCGCCUCACAAGUCUUUAUAACCCCAAAUUCCGGCCACUUGAAAGUCUCCUUCCGCCCCGCAACCACCGCCAAACUCAAUAACUCCGCCUCGACUCCGCCAAGUCUCAUCCGGAAAGAGCCCGUUUUUGCUGUACCCGCACCCAUUAUCCACCCACUCUUCAAAGAAGACAUGGGAAAGGACGCGUACGAGGAAGCCAUCGUUGCACUCGAGAAGCUUUUAAGCGAAAAGGAAGACCUCGGACCAACAGUCGUCGCCAAAAUCGGUGAAAUCAAAGCUCAGCUGCAAACAGCCGAGGGAAGCGGCGGCAUUACCGCCUCAGCCUCAGCCUCAGCCUCAGAGUCUGUGGAGAGGUUGAAAAAAGGCUUCAUUCACUUCAAGAAAGAGAAAUAUGAGAAAAAUCCAGCUUUAUACGGGCAACUCGCCAAAGGUCAGAGCCCCAAGUAUAUGGUGUUUGCAUGCUCCGACUCGCGCGUGUGCCCAUCGCACGUGCUCGAUUUUCAACCGGGCGAGGCUUUCGUGAUCCGGAACGUUGCUAACAUGGUCCCUGCAUAUUGUCAGGUCUUAAUUAAGAAAUGUUAA
Molecule: messenger RNA, 594 nt
Organism: Striga asiatica
Lineage: Eukaryota; Viridiplantae; Streptophyta; Magnoliopsida; Lamiales; Orobanchaceae
Source: the annotation of a GenBank genome assembly